GACCUCGACGCCCUGUCCCUGCAGGUGCACUGGCCAUUUCUUAAUCGAUAAGCUCAGACAGCCAGCAGCUCCCCGCGUCACACUGGGAAGCUCCGCGUCACCCAAGUUUGCCUUGUCGUGAAUGCUUCUCGACUCGGACCCUACAUUUACCUUCGCCGUUUGCUUCGAUUCUCAUUCUUCACUUCUCGCAUUUUACUCUCUAGGUAUUUAGCGCGCACCGCGGUUCAACCAAACCAAACCGCCCAUCAUGGCGACCCAAUACGAAAUCGAGCACAACAUCAAAACCGCCCCCACCACCUCCCACCGACGCCGACAAGUAGACAUGUCCACCUUCACGGCCCACCUGCACAACCUCCUCCCCGAAUCCAGCCCCUCCACCCAAAACCAGCAGCCCCACGAACACCUCCACAACAACCCGCACGCGGUGCCCAACCCCUCGGACACAUCCGCCCUCUUCCGCCUGCUCCAAGACCAGAUGGGCACGCUGGCCACGACCGCACCCAACGAGACCAACCGGGCCUUCCUCGAGUCCCUCGUCGAGGCGCUGGAGCUGGACGUGGCGCACCCGCCGCAGCAGAUCGAGGGGGUGACGCAGGAGGUGCUGGACGGGCUGGAGCGGGUGCCACGCAAGACUCUCAAAGACGACGAUACCUGCCCGAUCUGCGCCGAGCGCUACCUCGACGACCAGUACUGCCUCGUCGUCGAGCUGCCCUGCCACGGGAGCCACCGGUUUGAUCUGGAGUGCGUGGGGCCGUGGCUGAGGGGGAAGGGCACCUGUCCGAUGUGUCGCAAGGAGGUGGGGAAGCGGAGGGAGGUGGUGGUGGAGGCGGCGGAGGAGGGCGAGGAGGAGGAUGAUAUGGAUGGGUUGUAUGCUUGAGCUGGACGGGUGGUUGUGGGGG
Molecule: messenger RNA, 899 nt
Organism: Chaetomium fimeti
Lineage: Eukaryota; Fungi; Ascomycota; Sordariomycetes; Sordariales; Chaetomiaceae
Exons: 2
Coding region: 248-877 (209 amino acids)
Source: RefSeq, a predicted model, not a curated record